Colletes gigas is the source of this 2606-nucleotide messenger RNA. It is a transcript of the gene fuss, whose product is annotated as SKI family transcriptional corepressor 2. The record is from RefSeq and is a predicted model, not a curated record. Gene Ontology annotation, molecular function: RNA polymerase II cis-regulatory region sequence-specific DNA binding; SMAD binding; DNA-binding transcription factor activity, RNA polymerase II-specific. Lineage: Eukaryota; Metazoa; Arthropoda; Insecta; Hymenoptera; Colletidae. Gene Ontology annotation, cellular component: transcription regulator complex; nucleus. Bases 85 to 1632 code for a protein of 515 amino acids. The transcript is spliced from 7 exons. Gene Ontology annotation, biological process: negative regulation of transcription by RNA polymerase II; negative regulation of BMP signaling pathway.
CGAAUCUUAACGUGCUUGGGAUCUGUGACUGAUCGGUGAUCGACGGAGGGAGCCUCCAGCCUCUCGGAGACUUGGUCACCCAGGAUGGACGGGCCAGCGGUAUUAUCGAUGCCGUCGAUAACCGCGCCCCAAAAAUCAGCACAAUCACCACAGCAGCAGUCGCACUCGAAAUCCAAUCAGGAGUUACAGGUGAGCACGGUUUCUCUCUACGGGAUUCAUAUCGUGUCACUACUGAUCGAGGGCCAGGAGCGGCUCUGUUUGGCGCAGAUCAGCAACACGUUGCUGAAACAGUUCAGUUACAACGAGAUUCACAAUCGCAGAGUGGCGUUGGGCAUCAACUGCGUGCAAUGCACACCCGUCCAGUUGGAGAUUCUCCGUCGUGCCGGUGCCAUGCCAGCUUCCUCCAGGAGAUGCGGCAUGAUUACGCGAAGGGAAGCCGAGCGUCUCUGCAAAUCGUUCCUCGGCGACAAUUCGCCGCCCAGAUUGCCCGAAGAUUUCGCCUUUAACGUCUACCACGAGUGCUCCUGGGGAUGCCGGGGCGCCUUUCUUCCGGCCCGCUACAACAGCUCACGCGCCAAGUGCAUAAAAUGUGCCUACUGCGGCUUGUUUUUCUCGCCGAACAAGUUCAUCUUUCACUCGCACUGUAUCAGCCCGUCGGACAAAUGCGUGCCACCGGACGCGGCGAACUUCAACUCCUGGCGACGUCACAUGAAACUGUCCGGGAAUCAGCCGGACGAAGUGGUCCACGCCUGGGAGGACGUCAAAGCGAUGUUCAACGGCGGAACCAGGAAACGUUUGCUUAAUAAUCCGUCUUCGAGAGAGUCGCCCAGCCCGGCGAAAAAACGAAGAUUAUCUCCCACGGCUGAGAUAUCCGCUCUGGUUCCAUCGCCAAAGCAUCCACGAGUGCCGCCGUUCCCAGAAUUACCAACGCCGCUGUCGAGAAACCUCGUCAUGGGUUAUGUUUGGCAUCAUCAUCAGCAAGCCGCUGCCGUCGCCGCAGCCAAAACUCCAGGUUUCCCGUUCCCGCCUUACGCUUUGCCCUGGUUGGCCAAGAGAAGUCCUGUGCUAAUUCCCGGACCACUACUACCACCCAUAAGCGGUACAAGUCCCACGGAGCCACUGAUACCAACAGUGAAUCCAUCGUUGCAUCAGUCCGCCUUCCGCCCUGUCAUUCGUGGGCCACCAAUCGUCGAACCAGUGGUUCAGGAACCACAACCGGACACGUCGGUGUCAAACAACGAGGACAACUCUGACGACGAGGUGGACAUCGAGACAACGGAAGACGAUCCCGUGACACCUCUCAGCAUUACUACACAAAAUCUUAAUUCGCUUUCGAAAUCGGCCUGCAGCGUUCACAGCGGCCGCAAUUCGCCUCAAUGCUGGAGUCCGCCUCGGGAAACGGAACGAGAAGCUGAAAAAAUAGCAGAGGAAGCGGCAGCUAUGCGUGACGUGAAACUGGAACUUCAACCCACGAGAAUUCCUGAGAAUUGGCAAGGAAACAAUUUUCAUCGGUAUCUGGAUACAAUAAAUGGAAACGAGCCGACGGAGAGAACGGGCUCGGAUUGUUCGGCCUGCCGUCCACGAGGUAUAUUUUACAGGCAGAUCCAUAGCCCGUCUGCGUCCGCUAAUUAAUCGCCACCGGUGCGGUGACAAGAGACAGGAACAGCGGGAAAAAGGACGGAAGAUUGAGAAAAUUCAUGGUGAGAGUGACAGACAGAGAGAGUUAUUCAAAAAGAUAUUGUAAAUUAGGGGUCUCCGUCUCUAUUCAUGGUGAUUCACGUUACGUUUAUUUAUUUUUUACCCCAAACGCUUACAAUCGUUUCGUUAUAUUUUUAGGUUAGGAUGUAUAUUUUUCAAGCGAUGAGUCCUCCGUUUUCAUCUUCAGUAGGCUGGUGGCUCGAUCGAAGGGUGAUUGAAAUUUUUCUACCUAAUUAUUUCACGUAAAUUUGUUAUUCUGUUGCGUAAAUAAAAUAAAAUUAUUUUAGGGCUUUGCACGGUAGGUAAAACAGAGUUCUACUAUUGUCACGAAUAGUUUCUUGGUUUUAUCUUCGAUUAAAUAUAUUAAAAAUUGACAAACCUAAUACGUAGGAAACGAAAGGGUAUAUUUUUAUUUCCGUUCGGUGAAUGAACUUUUUUUUAAUUUUUAAAAAUCAUCAGUACAAUUUUGAUAAUACGAUUGAACAUUCUCUGUAUCGUAGUAAGUUUCAUCACUGUGCAUCGUUGAUCAUCGUGUAUAAAAGUAUCGGGGUACCCCUAUUGUAAAGGACGGUUUUAUAUAAUCUUCCUGUCUUUCGAAUUCUGAUUUCUGUGCUUCUGCAUUUACGUGUUCGUAUAUUGAGAAAUAAUAAUCGAUUUAAAUAAAGGGAAGGCAGUAAUGGGAACGACUGGAAUCGAGUACUGUCAGCAUUCGAAUACGAUACGUAGAAACGAUUAAAAUGUAUACAUAUAUUUAUCUAGAAUGUUAGAACUCCUGUUUUCAUUCUUCACAUUUAUACAAUGCACAAAGAAAUCGAUCGUGAUUUUUAUAUUGUAUUAUUGUAGUUGCGUGUACGUAAAUUAAUUCUGAAAUUAAUGCGAUAUCAUUACAUAGAGAAUGUAAACGAGAA